CUAAUACACUGCGUUAAUAGGAUUGUGAGGAGUAAUUUAGUCCUCUGAGGCUCCAUUUAUAUGUUCAGUCACAGUGUUAGAGCCUGAGGGACAGACAUGAAGGACCCACAACUCCCAGCCAUCAAAACACGCCUAUGGCCAAAGCAGAAAAUGGACAAAAAAUCCAAAGAUGAGGCUACAAAGGUGGAAAAGACAUCCAGUCCCCUGGCCUCUGCUGCCGUCCGUGCCAUCCCACCGCUCACUGAAGCAGAGAGAAUGAGGCAGUCACCGUUUGACAGGGUCGUCUAUGACAUGGCCCACAACAUGAAGAUCGUCAACGACCUGAUGCUCGGUCGAAGAGUUGGCUUCUACGAGCUGUGUGGAGAGAUCGGGCAGGGAAAUUUCUCUACAGUCAGGUUGGGCAUCCACGUCUUGACAAAAGAGCGAGUAGCUAUCAAAAUCAUGGACAAGCUGCGUCUGGAUAAGAGGAGCCAGCCGUUGACUUCCUCAGAGAUCAGCUGCAUGGAGAAGCUGUGCCACCCCAACAUAGUGCGACUUUACGAGGUUUUCGAGACCAGCAGGAAGCUGUACCUGGUGAUGGAGUAUGGCAGCGGUGGAGACCUGUUCUCCCGAAUCACCACCAGGGGGAAGCUUAACGACCUAGAAAGCAAGCUGGUCUUUGCACAAGUCAUGUCUGCUGUUAAGCACAUGCAUGAAAACAACAUCGUCCACAGAGACCUUAAGGCGGAGAACAUCUUCUACACCACCAGCUACUGUAUCAAGGUCGGAGAUUUCGGCUUCAGCACAGAGUGCAGCCCUAAUGAGCUUCUCACCAAUUUCUGUGGCUCACCACCAUACGCUGCUCCUGAACUGUUUAAGGAUAAAGGUUACAUUGGAUGCUAUUCAGACACCUGGGCUUUAGGUAUUCUCUUGUACUUCAUGGUAACGGCCACUAUGCCCUUUUAUGGGGACAACCUAGGGAGGCUGAAGCGCUGCAUCCUUCAGGGGGCCUACAAUAUCCCUGCAUAUGUGCCCAAUCCAUGCCAGCUGGUCAUUAAGGGCAUGCUGCGGCCUGUGCCUGCUGAUCGCUCUUCUCUCACACAGAUUACAAACAGUGCUUGGCUUAAGGGGAUUGAGUACCCUCGUCCACACGUCUUGUUGCCCCUGUCCCCGGCCCACUUUGCCCAGGCCAACCAGGCUCUGUGUGUAGAGGAGCAGGAGGUGAAAGAUUUGCUAUCAGAGCUGGGUAUUGUGACAGUCCAUUUCCAAAACAAUCACUGCUUAGACUGUAGGAGCCCGCUGACGGGGACCUACCGGAUCCUUCUCCAUCGGGUCCAGAAGAGGAGGUCAGUGGAGGCUGUAGGUUAUUCAGCGCUUCAACCUGAUGAUUAUGGGAGUGAGAAGAAGUGGUCUGUAGCAUCUGUGGACAAACACACUCCUUCGGCUGUGUGUGUUGUACUGUGAUGAUAAAUAACUGGACUGGGCUACAUUUUAUCACAUACACAUGUGCCCAUUUGCUCACUGACACUCCUUCAAUCACUUCAGGCUCCCUUAAUCAGUGAGGCGUUAUGUUACAUGCUGAAAAGUAUUCUAGUUGUGUUGUGCAAAACUUGACACACAGGUUGAGGCUGGAGUCGGAGAGUUCUUCUGUCCCACAGUGUAAGUCAGUGCAUAAAUCUACAGAACUAAUCCAAGGCCACAGAUAAUCCUAUUAAGGGAGACACUGAGAACAUGCCUGGGGGGGGGGGCUAUGUUCUAGGAAAAUAAUGACGCAUUGAACAAAAUUAGGACCACAUGAGACCAGAACAAUGGACAUAAAACCCACCAUGCAGCCAUCUUAAAUAGUUUUUUGUGCAUUAUAAACACAAAAACUGAUGCCUAAUAUGCCUUAAUUUAAUGUAGAUAUUUAUUAAAAAUGUUUUUUUAUGAUUGUCAAAAAGUGUAGAGCACACAGAUGUUUCUAAGUUUUGCACAAUUUUGUUGAUAUCUAUGUUAAGUAUUGUGUUAAUGUUUGCUUAUGUUUUACGGCAAUACGUUCAUAAAUCUUGCAUGGAUACUGGCCUGAACUUCAUGCCACUCUGUAUUAAUUAUUAUAGCAAUUUCAUUAAUCUGAAUAAAAGUAUUUUCA
This is a messenger RNA of Siniperca chuatsi (mandarin fish), 2107 nucleotides long. RefSeq names its product serine/threonine-protein kinase NIM1. Gene Ontology annotation, cellular component: cytoplasm. The record is from RefSeq and is a predicted model, not a curated record. Gene Ontology annotation, biological process: intracellular signal transduction; microtubule cytoskeleton organization; protein phosphorylation. Bases 97 to 1443 code for a protein of 448 amino acids. NCBI's taxonomy places the organism in Eukaryota, Metazoa, Chordata, Actinopteri, Centrarchiformes, Sinipercidae. Gene Ontology annotation, molecular function: ATP binding; protein serine/threonine kinase activity; tau-protein kinase activity. The transcript has 4 exons.